GCGUUUUAAAAGCAGCCAACUCUCCAACUACAUGACAAUUACACGAAGAUACAGACGAGAGCACAUCUUCUAUCAAAACCUUCAAACCUUCAAAGUACCUUCUGCCUCUUCAAGAUGGUGAAAGAGAGUGACAACGGGAACUCUGUUGUUGGGUCAGAGACGUCCCGCAGAUGUGGCCAGUCCUGCCUCGGUCCUUUGACCUUCCACCCUCUGGCUGUGGGAGACAUGGUCACUCUGAGCAAUGGGUGUCGACGCGCAGAGAGGACGAGGAACACGUUCAAGAACGGCCUGGUGUUCAGCAGCCGCCCGGUAAAGAUCCAGGAGAAGAUUCGUCUGAGGGUUGAGAAAGAUUUGUUCAACUGGCAAGGAGCUAUGCGUGUGGGCUUCACCAACGUGCCGCCCUCGGACAGAUCUCUGCCUCUGCCCAUCAUGGCCAUCCCCAACCUCACUGACACCCAAGGGCACUGGGCUGCCCCAGUGCCUGAAUCCCACUGCCAAGCAGGUUCAGAGCUGGAGUUCUGGCUCUCUGGUAAAGGCUCCGUAUACGUCACAAGCCACAACAUCAUGCGGCACAAGCUACUGACAGGAGUGAAUCUCAGCAAGCCGCUAUGGGCCAUGAUAGACAUCUAUGGACAGACAUGCGCCAUUUCCCUCCUAGGCUCAGAGAAAAGGGAGCUGUUUCACACCAGACGGUCCUGUCCUGCACCUGAACACCUCACCUCACCUGAUGCAGAUAGCCUCAACAGUUUGAUUCCUGUCUCAAGCCUCCAUGGAAACAGUGAUGAAAGCAUCUCCUGUCUUGACAUGAAAGUCCCAUCAGAUGGAGGCAACGUAAUGGACUGUGUGGUGUGCAUGGAAAAACAGGCCAGAAUCACUUUGUCUUGCGGCCACCAGUGUUUAUGUAACCGGUGCGCUUUUAGAGUCUUCCAAACGUUUGGCACAUGCCCGCUGUGCCGAUACAAGAUCAGCGCUUCAUCAGUGGGGGGCGUGUGAGGUUUGUCUCUGGGCUGUUCUAAGCUCCAAGACAACAGGAAACACCAAAUACAAGCUACUGAGUGACUGUGACAAAGAAAACACUUUGAGUAGCACCUACUUAAUGUUGCCUGGUAGCUGCAUCAAUCGAAUCCCAGCCAGGAACCUUUGUCACAUGUCAUUGAACUCCCUCAAAUGUUGUACAGCAUAUGUGUAAGAUAAGAUGUACUGAGAUGUUGAGGUGAAUACAUGAGCUCAUCGUGUGAAAGAAUGUAGGAAACUUUGAUGCUUUACUACAUUUUUUAUUGUGAUUGUUAAAUAUGGAUAGAAUCAAGCAUGUAACCUUUUGAUGAAGCCAAUCAAUGACAAAUACUUUUUUGCACUCAUUUCAGCACAAAGUGUAAUGUCAUUUACAGUCACUGCACAGUGUAUUUUGCCUCCUUGAUGUUGUAAAUAUUGAAUGAAUCUCUAAUUUUGUAAAAAGAAAAGUAAUAAUUUAUAUUUUUAUAUUAUUUAAUUGUCAAAAUAUGACAAUA
This is a messenger RNA of Anarrhichthys ocellatus (wolf-eel), 1508 nucleotides long. Its product is annotated as E3 ubiquitin-protein ligase NEURL3-like. Gene Ontology annotation, cellular component: early endosome. Gene Ontology annotation, biological process: ubiquitin-dependent endocytosis. Gene Ontology annotation, molecular function: ubiquitin protein ligase activity. The transcript has 4 exons. The coding region runs from base 115 to 993 and encodes 292 amino acids. NCBI's taxonomy places the organism in Eukaryota, Metazoa, Chordata, Actinopteri, Perciformes, Anarhichadidae. The record is from RefSeq and is a predicted model, not a curated record.